AACCAGAUAAUUCACUUAGGGGUGGGAAUAGAAAACAGUCAGACGUUAUUCUGUCUUGUUUUCUAUGCUUGCCCGCCAUCAAUGAGUAGAUUUCAUUCAUAGCAGCACUCAGAAUGGAGGAUACGUCGCAACAAGAGAAACAAUCGGAAAGUAAAACUCCAAAUGAGGACCAAGGGGGGAUCCGUCGACGGCUGAGGGACAGAGAUCUUCUCAGGAAGAGAAAGGCUGAAGCAGAAGAAAAGGCAACUAACCAGUGGGUUUUUGGGUUGGAGAGCCAGAGGAAAAGACCAAGAGCUGAGGACAGGAGUGGUGCAAAGAAGAAAGGGAGGCCCAGGAAAACUGAACCCGUGCCAGAGAUAUCUGUCAUUCAGGAAGAGGUAGCAGUACCUCAGGAUGCUCCUGCCGUAGUGGUGGUGUCUGAACCCGCUGAGGUCGUCCUUGAUCAAGCAUCAGGCUCUCAGACUUCCUUACCUGUUGUGGGAUCGCAACCAGCACCUGUCCUCGCUGCCCCAGCUCCUCUGCCUGUGUUUGGAUCUGUUCAAAGCUUUGCUCCUACUGUGACUCCUCCAGCUUCAGUUACACUGACUCCAGCCCUCUUUUCACCUUCAGUUUCUUCUCCAGCUCUGGUCAAAGAUCUAGAUACAGCUCCAAUCCCCGCCCAAGAUUUGGCUCCAGCUCCAGAUCCUGUUCCAGUCCCCACCCUGACCCAAGGCCUUGUUCCAGCUGCAGCUCCUGCUCCUCCUGUGGCUCCUAGCCAGGUGGGGACCCUCUAUGUAGAGUCACAAGGCAGAGAUGCCCUUAACCAGGUCACGAUUGAGGACUUGGGUCCAGAUGAGGAGGAAGACAUCUCUCUCUCUCAAGACAAAAGAGAUGAUGAAGAUUUGAAUGGUGUACCGUUGAUCAGUGCACCCGAACAAAACAAAUUGUUCUCAGUACCCACCUUGUCCUCGCCGCCUCCUCCACAAGAAUAUCUCCCAGGAAAUUCUUUCUAAUUCUCCUAAACACACAGUUGACGUACUGCCUCAGUUCCUACACAAGGAAACCAGCCUACAUCCUUAUUCAGUCUCAGUUUGUGAAUAUUAUUCUGGCUGGUGUGCAGCCUGUUGGUUGACGAGAACAAUUACACUGAGCAUAUGCUUUGCUUAUUUGACAAAUGUAUGAAUUAAAACCAAACCUAUAUGCUUAUUUAUUGUGGUUUGCGCUUCACAGCAAAGCUCAUGAAUUCUAUUUUGUAUUUUGCAUUUAGUAAACAGCAAAAUUUUCCUGCUUAUUUAAAGAGUAAAUGGUAUUAAUCAGUAGUAAUUAUAUAUUUGUAAUUGUGGAUUUAUUUGAUCGAAUUUUGUAAAAGUCGUUUUCCACUUAAUAAAAUACACUGCUCACAAUCA
This is a messenger RNA of Scatophagus argus, 1385 nucleotides long. It is a transcript of the gene hemgn, whose product is annotated as hemogen. Bases 114 to 992 code for a protein of 292 amino acids. The transcript has 4 exons. The record is from RefSeq and is a predicted model, not a curated record. NCBI's taxonomy places the organism in Eukaryota, Metazoa, Chordata, Actinopteri, Scatophagidae.